AAUUUAUUUUUUCUCUUUAAUUUACUUCACCUUCACUCCUAAAAUUCAAGGUUUUCCACCUUAGUUAUGGUUGAGAAAAUAAUGCUCUACCUACCUACCACUUUGUUUUAAUUGAUUAAAGAUUUUUUUAUUAGAGCUAAACCCUAAGACCCCUCAGGAGUAAGGAGAGCUCCUCUUAGGAAACUUGAGCAGAAAUUGGAGCUGAGAGCCCGAGACUUGUCUCUCUCUCACGUGUCUCCCUUCAAAAAGUUCGAGACUUUUUUUGCAAACUCACCCCUCUCUCUUCAUUUCAAAAGAAAGAAGGGGAAAAUAAAAACAGGGGCAGUGAAGAAAGACGAUAAUGGCGGCGAUGGUGAUUUUUCGGGCUCUUGUUAAAUUUCGUCUUCAACAGCAAAUAGGUAUCAUGGGCUUCUUUUUCUCUUCUUUGAGCAGCGGCAGCGGGCAUAACAAGGUAUGGUUCAAAGAUAAGGAUGGUGCUUUAGCAUCCUUCAGGCUCAUGCUUCUUAGGAAACCUCUGCCUUGUAUAGUCGAAUUUAGUAAAUUGUUUUCAUCGAUUGUUAGAAUGGGACAUUAUGAGACCGUGGUUUAUUUGUCCAAAGAAAUAGAAUUUCUAGGAAUCGAACAGGAUAUACAUAGUUUAAGUAUAUUGAUUAAUUGCUUCUGCCAUUUACAUCGCGUUGAUUUUGGGUUGUCUGUUUUGAGCAAAAUCCUUAAGCUUGGGUUGGAACCUAGUGUUGUAACCUUUACUACCUUAUUGAAUGGGCUUUGCAUGGAGGGAAAAAUGGAUCAAGUUAUGAUGUUGUAUGACGAUAUGCUGGUGAGAGGUCUUGAACCCAAUGUAUAUACUUAUAAUGUGAUAAUCAACAGUCUUUCUAAAAGCGGGAAAGCCAAUGAGGCGCUUGGGUUUCUGAAGCAAAUGGAAAAGGUAGGUUGUGUGCCAAAUGUUGUUAAUUACAGUACACUGAUUGAUGGGUAUUGCUUGCGAGGGCAAAUGGAUGAAGCUAGAAGCGUAUUUGAUUUAAUGAUGAGUAAGGGCUGCACGCCUAAUGUUUAUACUUACACUAGUUUGAUGAAUGGAUACUGUAAGAUCGAAAGGAUUGAGGAGGCAGUGCAACUUCUUGAUGAAACGUUGAGAAAAGGUUUAGUUCCUGACAUAGUUACUUUUACUACUAUCAUAAGUGGCUUGUGUCGAGCAGGGAGACCUUUGGCUGCGCAACAGCUUUUCAGGUACAUCUGUGCUCAUGGCCACAUGCCAAAUAUAAUGACUUAUGGAGUGUUGCUUGAUGGCCUGUGCAAACAUGGGAAUCUUGAAGAGGCAUUUGCUCUAUUUCAAGAGAUGCAAAGGAGCAAUGUGAAACCUAACUUGGUAAUCUACACCAUACUCAUUGAUAGUUUGUGCAAGUGUGGGAAGCUUAAGGAUGGAAAGGAAUUGUUUUCUAGAUUAAUUGAGGAAGGAUUGAAGCCUAAUGUUUAUACAUACACUGCAUUAGUUGGUGCACUUUGCAAAGAAGGACUAAUAAUUGAAGCUUAUAAGCUUUUUAGAAAAAUGGAAGAGGAUGGAUGUACACCUGACAAAUGCGCCUAUAAUGUCAUUAUCCAAGGAUUUCUCCAACACAAGGAUCCAUCAAUGGCAAGGCAACUUGUGGAAGAAAUGGUCAAUCGGGGAUUCUCUGCAGAUGCUGCCACCACAGCCUUGCUGAAUGAUUUGCCCACUAACAACAUUCCUGCUCUAAAAACUUUAAUAGGGUUUUGUGAGGAUCAUUGAGGUGUUAAAUAUGAAGUUGUUUCAAUUCUAGUUCCUGUUGCGGAAGAAAUUCCGACCAUCUCUAAGCAGACUUGUUGGCAGGAGUUAUCAUUGAUCUCAACCAGCGUGAUAAACUGAUCAGAAAUGGUGUGUAAACAAAGUAGCAAGUGGUUGUCCAAGUGACUAAACCCUGCAUAAAAUGAAUAUGGCGUUUAAUUUCUUGAUCAAUCAUAGGUUUAGCUAUUUAUUGUGUUGAUUUGUAUCAUAUUGAAUUACCUGACCAAGGAUCUCAAUGUU
Messenger RNA from Populus euphratica (Euphrates poplar), 2041 nucleotides. Its product is annotated as putative pentatricopeptide repeat-containing protein At1g12700, mitochondrial. The transcript is spliced from 2 exons. Lineage: Eukaryota; Viridiplantae; Streptophyta; Magnoliopsida; Malpighiales; Salicaceae. Gene Ontology annotation, molecular function: protein binding; mRNA binding. The record is from RefSeq and is a predicted model, not a curated record. The coding region runs from base 341 to 1765 and encodes 474 amino acids.